Messenger RNA from Candidozyma pseudohaemuli, 5286 nucleotides. RefSeq lists its product as uncharacterized. Bases 1 to 5286 code for a protein of 1761 amino acids. Gene Ontology annotation, biological process: spliceosomal complex assembly. Gene Ontology annotation, molecular function: DNA binding; nuclease activity; mRNA binding. The record is from RefSeq and is a predicted model, not a curated record. The transcript has 3 exons. Gene Ontology annotation, cellular component: U2 snRNP; U2-type prespliceosome; catalytic step 2 spliceosome. NCBI's taxonomy places the organism in Eukaryota, Fungi, Ascomycota, Pichiomycetes, Serinales, Metschnikowiaceae.
AUGUCUAGUCAUAGUGAAUAUGAGCUUCCAUCCCAGCCUGAAAAACAUUCUCGCCCACAAAAUGUCUCCACUAAAAAUGAUUAUCAAAAGCAGGCAUUCAACAGACUGAUAAACAUCGAUGAAACGAAGAGCUACCAGUCCAGAAUAGAAUCACUAGCUCUUAAGAAGGGAGAAACCAGUUUGAAAAGGCUGUUACAUAGUGAUGAAACUACUGUGGAACCGAACCUCAAAAGGAACCACCUCGAGGAUCAUCAACAAACUCUACGAAGCACCACAAGAAGCAUGGAACAAGCCGAAUCUAGAGUGAGUCUCACAGACAAACUUCUCGACAAAAUUAUUCCUGCUGGCUACAUCAAGGUAAUUCCAAAGGAAAUCUCGCGUGGCCCCUCUGUCACAGUCCAACUAUAUCAGCCCCCGGAUCACCAGCCUUCCGUGGAUACAAGUCUCAUCAGUGAUAUCUCUAUGGAAUACGAGGGCAUUCUACUAAAAAAGGAGGAUAGGAAACAUUUGUCGCUUCUUGGUAGAAAAAGCGAGGAAGAAUUACUCGAUCCCAAUGACAGAAAGCGAUUUAAGGUCAUGGAGGUGAUUCUAAAGGCCAAGAACGGAACAUCUCAGGUGAGAAAAAAAGCCAACCGCUGGUUUAACUCACACUCCUCUGACUUGGGUGCGAAGGCGAUUUUCAGCGUGCUCUUACCUCUAAUGCUUGAACCUGAUCUCGAGGACAGCGAAAGACAUAUUCUACUCAAGCUAACCACCAGGGCUGUAUAUCAGUUGUCGCAUGGAAUAAGGCCUUAUACACAUAAACUCGUGACAGCCGUUAGCCCCUUACUUAUUGAUGAGCAGAUGACACUUCGCCUAGAAGCCAAGGAUACCAUCGCUGUAAUUGCACGUUCAGCUGGCUUGGCCAAUAUCAUUACAUCUCUCCGACCGGAUCUCGACAAUAGCGAUGAGUAUGUGAGAAACUUGACCGCUCGAGCCCUUGCAGAGGUUGCCGCAACUUUGGGUUUAGUCAAAUUUUUUCCUUUCGUGAAAGCCGUUCUUAGAUCGAAAUCUUCACAGGCUCGUCACACAGGGAUUAGAAUCAUACAUCAUAUUUGCAUCAACUUGGGAGGUGGAAAUGGUGCCUCCAUAUUGCCCUACUUACCACAAAUUGCCGACACUAUAAAACCCGGUCUAGAAGAUGAGCUUCUUCCAGUGAGAACAGCGACAGCAAAUACGGUCUCUCUCCUUGCAGAAAGCGUGACAGUCGUCGUUGAAUCACUUAUCCCCUUGGCGAAGAAUGCGAACGAGAGCAUGAGACAAAUGGCUGUGGGUGCAAUAAACAAGAUAGCUAGGAGCUUUCCUGAUGCAUUUUUAGAGCUCCAAGAACGCUCUACAGAUACAUUACUUGACUCAGUGCUAUUUGCUUUCCAAGAACAGACUCAACUGCACUCCGUGUAUCGUUCAGCUGUUACCUCAGUGUGCAACGCACUUCAGUCAAGAAUCAAGCCCCAUAUAACUGCACUCUUGAGUACCAUUCUAUUUCGGAUGAAAAACAAGGAGCCAGAAGUGCGUCUACAAUCCGCAGAUUUGGUGACAGCAGUUGCACCUUUGCUCAACAAAUUUGGCGACAAUAAUACCCAGAUUAUGAACAGACUCAUUCUAUUUCUUUAUGAAUCAUUAGGAGAGGUUUAUCCUGAAGUUUUGGGCUCCAUCAUAGGGGCUUUACAUGCCUGUCUAGAAUCGCUAAAUAAGGAGGACUUAUCUUCUCUCGAUAAUCCCUCUAUUAGCAUGCUUCUACCGACAUUGACACCGAUUUUGAAAAAUCGGCAUGAAAAAGUGCAAGAAAAUUGCGUGAAAUUGAUCGGGCUCAUUGCUUGCAAGAGCGCAGAAUGCAUUAAUUCGAAAGAGUGGAUGCGUAUUUGUUUCGAUCUUUUGGACAUGUUGAAAAGCCAAAGAAAGCGAAUCAGGAUUGCGUCCAAUGCUACUUUUGGAUUCAUAGCCAACGCUAUUGGUCCUCAGGACGUUCUCGCCACUUUGCUCAAUAAUCUAAGAGUGCAAGAGCGUCAGCUAAGAGUCUGUACAGCGGUCGCUAUUGGAAUUGUUGCAGAUACUUGUGAGCCAUUCACCGUCUUACCUGCCCUCAUGAAUGAGUAUAGAAUGCCUGACAAGAAUGUGCAGAAUGGUAUUUUGAAAUCCCUUGGCUUCAUGUUUGAAUACAUCAACGGUGCCCAAAGCAAAGACUACAUUCAUGCUGUUACACCUUUGAUCGGGAAUGGUUUAACAGACAGAGAUCAGGUUCACCGACAGACAGCUGCUACAGUGGUUCGUCAUCUUGCGCUCAAUUGCACAGGAUUUGCUAAUGAUGACCACAUUGAAACGUUCACACAUUUGAUGAAUCUUUUCCUUAAGGCCGUGAGAGACAAGGAUGGCAACUCUCUAGGGCAAUCACAUAUCGUGGGAUUCUUUCGCAGAAUCUGCAAACUACUAUACCAUGGCAUACAACCACUAUUCGUUUUUGAUGGCGGGGCUCCAGCGCUUAAAAGGAAAGUGAUCCAGCAACGUAAAGAGAGAAGACGAGAAAACCAAGAGGAUGCUGCAAUGUCAGCUCAGAAAAUUCUCGCGAUACAGCUCCAGAAGGAUAAGGAACUACCUCAAAGUCGAAAGCGAGAACUUUUGAAGGACCCAGACUCGUCAAAGACAGAGGCGCCGAACCCAGAUGGCACGGUUUAUCUCGAAGAUAUGCCGAUUCUUCAUCCAGAACAUGGAACACUGCAAGGUCAGAACUCACAGCAGAUAGAAUUGGUUCAAAGCUCACCAACAGGAAAGUUUAUAAAGAAAGAUGAGUAUCAUCUUCCUGAGAUUCGACAAUUUACUGUCUCCAAGGAUGACAAUAGAAUUAUGCCAGCGGAUGAAUUUCAAGAGUACACCGAAAACGCCGACUUUGAUACAGUAGAUGGGAUCAAUAUUGACUCGGUCGAUCCUUCUUCCAAAGAGUUCACCGAACUCCCAUUAGCAACUCAGUAUAUGAUUUUGUCUCACCUCAGAUUACGAUCCAGGUUGAGACUAGGGUAUUCAAAGGACCAGUUGGAAGGGCUAUUUCCAAAUAGCAAAGAUUUCUCGAAGUUUCAGAUUGAUCAAGUCAAGAAGAGAAACUUCUACACCCAAAGACUCAUGACCGUCAGUGGAAUGCUGGAAGAUAGUGGGAAUAUCACACGUCGAAUCGCUGGAGACAAGGACCGACACUAUGCUCUCGUGAAGAACGAGGAUGGGUGGACUCUAUCCUUGGGAGAUGGAGAUGGGGACCUUAUUGAAAUUGACGACAAUGGGGAAAUAAAGCGCUCAUUAAUGUCAUCUUUUGAUGAUGACCUGGAAAAGAAUAAAACGCAAAUUAAGACAGGGGACAGCCACACUGCAGCUUCUAGUGAUAGCGAUGAAGAAUUCGAAGAUGUGCCUGCUCAUCAGCAAGAAGAUGAUGAGGAAAGCUCACGAGCUAUCAUUCAAUCAAUCUACGGCAUGUAUAAAGAUGAUUACGAGGAAGGUUCAUGUCUCAAUGGAAAUGUGGGAAGUCAAACGACGGAAAAGAAAUCACCGGUAGGUACUUCUGAGCAGGAAGAAGAUGUCAUUAUUCAAGAGACUGAUCUAGAUGAGAACAAGCCAGACUUGAGCAGCUCAAUGCUAUUUCGGUCUCAAAAAAUCGAUUCAAGCGAUGAGCAGAAGGAAGACGCUGAUGAGUGUGCAGCUUUCGAAACUCUGGGUUCUCCUCAACCUAUUCAAAGCUCUCAUGCAAUGCCUUCAUGGUUCGACCAUAGUGUCUCUCAAAUCGAAAAACCACAUUCAGGUGAUAGAUUUUUUACGCAAGAAGUUCAAAGUACUCGGCCUAUAAAUGAAGACGAGAAAGUGGGAUUGAUUUCAUAUUCUGAAGCCAGGGAUCUCAUAGACACAAAAGAGAGCCCAGGUUCACCACUCGAACAAGAGCACUCCGACGUGGAAAUCGUGAAUGAGCAGGACCUUAUUGAAGAUGAAAUACUGGGCUCGGACGUGGAGAUAACAAAUGAAAAGAGCUUUUCAAAGGAUGAGCACAAAAGCGAUGUUACCACGCAGACCAAAUUCAAACCAUCGAUGAUCCAGCAUGAAAAAAAAGUUUCUGAGAAAGGACAAAAUCAAAAGGAUGAUGAUCAAGAACUGGAGGCUCUGACGCAUGACGAUAUAACUGUCCGAGACAGGAGGCAGAGCACUACACUUGACUCUCAAGGACCGACACAACAAAUAGCAGAGAAGUCCGCUCCACAACGACCAGCUGUGCUAGAAUAUGAGUUGGAAGAGGAUGAAGAAGCUGAAAUGAUGAAUCAGCUCCGUGAGGAGGAUAACCAGCACGAAGAAUUUGCGACUGAGAUGAAGACAAAACAUCAUAUUCCUAUUUCAACAACUUCACUAAUUUCAGAUGAGCAGCUAUACCAGGAACGUGUACAAAAAGCCAAACGAGACUCUGAUGAGGUUUCCCAAACGAUGAUACAAGAUGUUCAGGAGCUUUUGAAAAGGUUUGGCAUUCCGUUCAUCACAGCUCCAAUGGAGGCGGAGGCCCAAUGUGCCGAGUUGUACCGUCUCCAAAUGGUAGAUGGAAUCAUUACUGACGAUAGCGACUGUUUUCUUUUUGGAGGCAGUAGAAUCUACAAGAAUAUGUUCAACCAAAAGCAAUAUGUGGAAUGCUAUUUUAAUGAAGAGAUCGAUCACAAGAUUGGACUUGACAGAACCAAGCUAAUUGAAUUGGCGCUUUUAUUGGGAAGCGACUACACCGAAGGCAUCAAGGGUAUAGGGCCUGUGUUAGCCAUGGAAAUAUUAGCAGAGUUCGAGGAUCUCAAAAGCUUCAAGCGGUGGUUCGAUGAGCAUGCCCGGGGAUUUUCACAGCCAAAGGAUCCAGAUUCCAAACUCAAAAAAAAUCUUUUGAAACGUAUCAAAUCCGGGAAGUUGUUUCUUCCAGAUAACUUCCCUGACCAUAUCGUUUUUCAGGCCUACACUCACCCGGAGGUGGACAGAGACACGAGUGAAUUUAAGUGGGGCGUACCAAAUCUAGAUCAGAUACGUUCCUUUCUCAUGUAUAAUGUUGGGUGGAGUCAAUCACGGGUGGAUGAGGUAAUGUUACCGCUUAUAAGGGACAUGAACAAGAAGAGAACGGAGGGCACACAGACCACAGUUGGUGAAUUUUUCCCUCAGGAAUAUAUCUCAUACAACAAGGAUGCCGCUCUUGGAAAGAGAAUGAAGCUGGCUACCACGCGCUUACAUAAAAGAAAGAAGUUGGAUAAAUAA